CAGGGCCUCACAGAAAUCAAGAAAAAUGAGAAUCAAAGGCUAUGUGUUUACUUUGUUCUUCGUUUUGGGGGUCAUUCAAGAUUCGGUUGAUGGACGCCCUCUAUUACUGUCCUUAUCCAGACCCCACCCUGAUAGUGCUGCCGACUUCGCUCGAUGGUUGGUCUCUCAGAAUUCCUGGGGCGUCCUCAAUACCAUUGCAAGUGAUUUGGGAGGAGCACCUUUUGGAAAUGUGGUUUCAUAUAGUGAUGGGCUACCCAACAAAGGCAGUGGCAUCCCAUAUUUUUAUUUAACUACCCUUGAUCCAACUGCAAGUAAUGCAUUGAAAGACCAGAGAUCAUCCUUCACGAUCAGUGAGUACCCUAUUGGAACUUGUGGCAAGACGGACCCCGAGAACCCCACUUGUGCAAAAAUUACACUCACGGGAAAGUUGAAGUUACUUGAUGGAAACUCUGAUGAAGUUGAGUAUGCACGAACCGCUUUGUUCUCAAAGCAUCCUGAGAUGAAAGACUGGCCUAAGGGUCACAAUUUCCAGAUCUUCAAGUUGGAAAUCGAGGAUAUUUUUAUGAUUAAUUGGUUUGGUGGUCCUAAACCGCUUACUGUGAAAGAGUACCUACAUAUUGAAAUGAACAAAGUUGCAUUUGUUGUUUGAAUCCUAUUCUGAUCUGCAUUCCUCUCAGGUGUUUUCGUGCUGGACAUGAAGGAGCUUAGGUGAAUUAAUGAACCUUUUAAAAUAACAUGUUACAUUUGUGUAUGUCAAAGGCAGUAUGGCUCAGCUUAUUGUUUUGUACAAAAAUGCCAAGGCAAUUAAAUUGUAAAUUGGUGCUUGUGUUGACAAUGCUUCACUUCAAUUCAUGAAUGUAUAUGUACAAACAUACUAAGAUCUGUUCUUUUAAUAUUUCCAGCAAAACAUAGUCUUCUUUUACGAGGAAUGGUUCUAUGGGCUCAAUGCUAGGAUUAUUCCUCAGACAUGCACCACCUUACUAGAACUCCAUUAAAGCCUUGUUUGGGUUGAUCUUUGCCAGACUGCCUAACACUAGCCAAACCACAUUAACAUGUGGCAUGUGCAGUACAUUUGUGUUUUUUUUUUCCG
Messenger RNA from Ilex paraguariensis (yerba mate), 1090 nucleotides. The record is from the annotation of a GenBank genome assembly. Lineage: Eukaryota; Viridiplantae; Streptophyta; Magnoliopsida; Aquifoliales; Aquifoliaceae.